AUGGCUGCUUGCCAGUCAACUAGUCGGAGAGACAGGGUUAUGACCGGUCGUCUGUCAGACGACUUUUUACGAAUAACUACUAGCGCUGGCCAGUCAGUGGCCGACGGCGCUCAACAAUCGUCAUUGAAUCCUGCUUAUCGUCUUGCAACCGGAUUCGUUCCAGCUAAAACCGUUGGCAGACUUAGCGUAACUGUUACACAGGCGAAUUUAACAAAAAAUUAUGGGCUGAUGAAAAUGGAUCCGUACUGUCGUAUCCGCGUUGGAAACACGGUGUUUGAAACUCCGACCGACGCUAACGGUGGAAAGUCACCCGUAUGGAAUCGAACCAUAUACUGUUACUUACCCAGCGGGGUCGAUUCGAUUUAUCUGGAAAUAUUUGAUGAGCGAAGUUUCACGAUAGACGAAAGAAUAGCCUGGGCUCACGUACGCAUUCCUGAAGCGGUCUUUAAAGGAGACACCAUAGACGAAUGGUACAGCUUGUCUGGCAGCCAGGGUGAUGGAAAGGAGGGCAUGGUCAAUCUGGUUAUGACGCUGCAUGUGUGUAUUUUUGUGAUACUUUAA
Messenger RNA from Soboliphyme baturini, 561 nucleotides. NCBI's taxonomy places the organism in Eukaryota, Metazoa, Nematoda, Enoplea, Dioctophymatida, Soboliphymatidae. The record is from the annotation of a GenBank genome assembly.